UUGCGACCACUAGACCAACGAGGCAUCAAAAUAACUAUUAUCAGUACAUGGAAUUUCUAUUUACACACUUAGGUAACAUUAUUAUCACUUGUGUAAAAGUUCAAUAUUAUGAGCUAACGAAGCUUACGAGGAAAUAUUUCAUAAAAACAAUGUUUCAUUCAAAACAAUAAUUUGCGUCAAUUGAUUUAUACAAUUAAAUACCUGGGGUUAUCAGUGCAAAAAUGCAGUCUCUGUCUUCGCUCAGAAAGUAUUGGACGUUCCCUGAGUUAUCGACAAAAUGACUACCAAAAGAGUUUUAAUCACAGGCUUUGGCCCCUUCGAAAACGCGGACAAUAACCUGAGCUGGGACGGUGUGAAUUAUUUAAAUAAGGACAAAAUUGAGGCUAAAUAUGAUAUAAAACUGUUCACCGAAAAAAUAGAGGUGGUCUACAAAAAUGUUGAUGGCUCUGUACCAAAGCUCUGGCGCAAACAUGAUCCUCACCUAACAAUUCACGUUGGUGUGAGGGACGUUUCCGAGUUCUUGCUGGAGAAGCAGGCGUGUAAGCUUGGCUACCAGGCCGAGGACACGACGGGGGACUGUCCUGGGAUGCACUGGUGCGACGGGCCGCAUGUCCUCAGCACCUCGCUGGACGUGGACCUGGUUUGCGAGGAGUUCAACAGCGCGCCGCCGGCUGAUGACCUGCAGGCGAAGCCCUCGUGUGAUGCUGGCAAGUACGUCUGCGAGUAUACAUACUACGCGUCUCUGUACGAGUCAUCUCCUUGUGCACGAACGUUAUUUGUGCACAUUCCAUACAAGGGGCUACAAGUUGAAAAAAUUGCCCAGGGGUUGGAACGAAUCUUGGAAAUAUGUCUCAAACAGCUCAGAGACGAGUAGAACUACUUAUAGGCAUAAUUUUCUUUUAAAAUUCUUCUGCGCAACUAAAGCUGACUUCACAUUCGUGAAGUUUCAGACGUGUGUUUACCUAUUUGAUUGAUGUGGUAACUACGUAUUAUUAUGUAUAUUAAAUUAAAAACCAAUGCCGAUGAUAGGUACCUACCGAGAUUUUGAAGGUAUUGUGACUUAUAUCCAAACGCAGUGCAUGAGACUAGCUAUUAUAUUAUUGUGUAGGUAAUACCUACAUAUUUGAUAAAGCAUUUAGGCACUAAUUGUAUUGGAUUUCAGAUUUAUGUUCUUACUGUAU
Helicoverpa zea (corn earworm) is the source of this 1181-nucleotide messenger RNA. RefSeq names its product pyroglutamyl-peptidase 1-like. Gene Ontology annotation, cellular component: cytosol. The record is from RefSeq and is a predicted model, not a curated record. Lineage: Eukaryota; Metazoa; Arthropoda; Insecta; Lepidoptera; Noctuidae. The transcript has 4 exons. The coding region runs from base 278 to 874 and encodes 198 amino acids. Gene Ontology annotation, molecular function: pyroglutamyl-peptidase activity. Gene Ontology annotation, biological process: proteolysis.